This is a messenger RNA of Lontra canadensis (Northern American river otter), 2009 nucleotides long. RefSeq names its product interferon alpha and beta receptor subunit 2 (gene IFNAR2). Gene Ontology annotation, molecular function: interleukin-22 receptor activity; protein binding. Lineage: Eukaryota; Metazoa; Chordata; Mammalia; Carnivora; Mustelidae. The record is from RefSeq and is a predicted model, not a curated record. Bases 395 to 1909 code for a protein of 504 amino acids. The transcript is spliced from 10 exons.
ACACCCGCCGGGGAGAAAGUCCCGCGGAUCGCCCCGGUGUCGUCCCCCGGCGGAGUCUGCGGUCCGCCCCGGGGCCCACCGCCCGCUCCGCCCGCCCGCGCCCGCCGCCAAGGCCAGGGCCGCCCGCAGCGCGUAUCCGGGCCGUGGGCGCCCCAGCCGGAGGCGGAACGGCGGGGGCGCAGGCGGCGGCCCGGAGGCGAGCACCCCUGCGGGCAGCGGCGAAGCGACCUUGCCGAGAGCUGUUUGGAUGUAAGAAAGAAACGGGCCGUUUAUAAUCUGUAAAAUGUAAUCUGAGCAGAAGCGGAGCCUGACAGUAUUUUCCCUGAGGAUUCGUCAUUCCUUCUGAGAGUGAAACUGAUUGAUGUGAACGUAAAGAAAAGACUCAAUAACCAAGAUGCUUUGGAGCCAGAAUGCUUCCCCUCUUAGAUCUCGGAAUCUGUGUCUCGUGGUGUAUAUCAGCCUCCUGUCUGGUGUGUUAUCUUUGCUGCCUGAUUUGUCAGACAAAUCUUGCACUUUCAAGGUGACACUACGCAAUUUCCGGGUCAUCUUAUCUUGGGAAGUGAAAAACCAUUCGAUCGUACCAGAUCGCUAUACAUUACAGUACACGGUUAUAAGUAGACCAGACGGUGUGAAGAUUGUGGAGCACUGUUCAAAUAUCACAGCAUCAUUCUGUGACCUAACGGAUGUGUGGGAGGUCCUGCCCGAGACAUACGCCGUCACAGUUGACGGGUUCAGAGGGAACACAACGCUGGUCACGUGUUUCGUCGAUUUCUUCCUGGCAGCAUACAUAUCCUUGGAACCACCAGAGUUUGAUAUUGUUAACUUUACCGACCACAUUAACGUCAAUGUGAAUUUUCCACCCGUCCUUCCCAAGAUACUAGAAGAACUGUUACAGUUUCACCUAUCACUUAUCAUCGAAGAACAGUCAGGGGAGAUUGUCAAGAAGCAUAACCCCGCACUAGAUGAAAACGUCAUUGGAAAUUUCACUUACGUCAUCGACAAGUUACUUCCAAACACAAACUACUGUGUAUCUGUUUAUUUUAUGCCUAGAAAUCUGGAAGCAAUACGCAGAUCACCAGUAAAAUGUACCCUCCUUCAACCUGCACGGGACACAGGGUCAUCAGAAUCUGCCAGAAUAGGAGGAAUAAUUACUAUGUUUUUAAUAGCUGCUGUCUUCAUAAGCACCAUAAUAAUACUGAAACGGGUUGGUUAUAUAUGCUUAAGAAAUGAUUUCCCCAAAGUUUUGAAUUUUAAUAACUUGUCAGCCUGGGUAUUCCCUGAGAUGCCACCAUUGGAAGCAGUGGCUUUCGUGGAGGUGAUUCAUAUUAACAGGAAGAAGAAGGUGUGGAAUUACAAUUACGACGAUGAAAGUGACAGCAACGAUGAAACCACCGCCCCUCUGACAAGCACAGGGGGCUAUACCAAGCACGGGCUGCUGAGUGGGCUUCCGGGUCCCACCUCUGCCUCCUCGGCCACCGGGCAGGACUGCCUGGAGCCGGACACCGAGGAACCUAACCUGUCUGAGCCGGAGGCGGAGUCACUGAUGGCACCAGAGCCCAGCCCCCAGUUAGGGAAGCUGCUACAGGACCGCUUUUCCGAGGACGGCAGCUCCAUGGAAGAGGCUGGGGACAAAAUGAUCUUCAAUGUAAAUCUGAGCUCUGUAUUUGUGAGCACCCUCGAUGAUGAUUCGGACGUCCCUCCGGUGUUACCAAGUUUUCCAGAAGAGACAUAUGACCUAGAGGAUUCCCACACACUGGAACCAAGCUUUCUGGCCUCCGGCAGGGAAGGGACACAGCCAUCCUUUCCCACUCCCUCUGCAGAGUGCCCUUGGCCUGAAGAUGUGCUUUCUGACAAAAGUGACAGUUCUGAGUCGGAGGUUGACAUCGGGGAUGGCUAUAUAAUGAGGUGAACCCCCAAAAUAUUUAAUGACCGUGCACUGACCAAUACCUCCAGGGUUUCCCUCCCUGCACAGUCACUUUCUCCUCUGUGGUCCGCAAAGUUCCCGGGCU